Molecule: messenger RNA, 1873 nt
Organism: Caenorhabditis angaria
Lineage: Eukaryota; Metazoa; Nematoda; Chromadorea; Rhabditida; Rhabditidae
Source: the annotation of a GenBank genome assembly
AUGGAUAUGUUAAAACCGUUGUUUGGAAAAGGUGACAAAAAUCCGGCGGAUGUUGUGAAAAAUUUGAAAGAUGCACUUCAAGUUAUUGAUAGAGUUAGUGAACUUUUUUUUAACCCUUUUAAAAUAUUCUGGGCAGCUAGAAAUGCUUAUAUUUUAAAUGAAAAAUACGUUUUAAAAAUAUGGUUUGACAAAUUCUAUGAGUUAGAAAUUGUUUCAUAUUUUCUCUUUGCAAAAUCAAUAAUUUAUAAAAUUUGAACAAUUUUUCAAAACAAAACUCUGAAAUUUUUAACUUGUUGGAGUUGGUUCUCUAAAAUCUAAAUAUAGUUUUUAAAAAAAUUUAUUCCGACUUCGGAAAAAAAUUUGAAAGAAAAAAUUACGUUUCAAAGCUAUUAGUUGAGAAUUUCCAAGUGCUAGAUAGUGUUCCUUCUAUUUUUCGCAAUGAUAAACGAGCUCUGAAUUUUGAAAGAGUUUGUGUAAAAUUUUUCAUUCUCAAAAUAAGUGCCACAAAUUAAUUUUUACAGUUCAACGUAACACAAAACGAACGAAAAUGCGAAAAAGCGAUCGAAGAAGUCGGCAAAAUGUUGGGACUCGCCAAAACGUUUAUCUAUGGUUCUGAUGCAAAUGAACCAAAUAAUGAUCAAGUCACGCAAUUGGCACAAGAAGUUUAUAAUAGCAAUAUCUUAUUGUUGCUCAUCAAACAUUUGCACAAAUUCGAAUUCGAAUGCAAAAAAGAUGUGGCGUCGGUUUUCAAUAAUUUGCUCCGUCGACAAAUUGGAAAUCGAUCACCGACUGUUGAAUUUUUGGCAGCGAGACCUGAAAUAUUGAUUACACUUUUGUUGGGGUAAGGUUUUGUGGAAAAAAAUUAGGGAAAAAUAUUGUUUUCAAGUUUUUUUUCUUUAACAACGAAAUUGGAAUGUAAUUUAAAAAUCGAAAGUCUUGCCUAAAUAUCUCCUUUUCAGCUAUGAGCAACCAGAUAUUGCUCUAACAAGUGGUUCAAUGCUUCGCGAAGCAAUUCGACACGAACAACUCGCCAAAAUCGUGCUUUAUUCCGAAUAUUUCAAUCGAUUCUUCAUUUUUGUUCAAAGCGAUGUUUUUGAUAUUGCCACUGAUGCAUUUUCGACUUUCAAAGAUUUGAUGACAAAACACAAAAAAUUGUGUUCUGAGUAUUUGGACAAGAAUUAUGAUGCGUUUUUUGGUGAGAUUGUUUGGGAUAUUUUUUGGGCUGAAAAAAUGAGUUCCAUAUUGAAUUUUUUGAAACAUUUUUUGUAAAUCAAAAUUUCUUCACAAAAUUCACCCGUCCCAUUUUGCAGAACAAUAUGAAAAAUUGACAAACUCGCCAAAUUAUGUGACUCGUCGACAAUCGUUGAAAUUAUUGGGCGAAAUGUUGUUGGAUCGACACAAUUUCAAUACAAUGAAUAAAUAUAUUUCGAGUCAAGACAAUUUGAAAAUGGUUAUGGAAUUGUUGCGCGACAAACGAAGAAAUAUUCAAUAUGAGGCAUUUCAUGUCUUCAAAAUAUUUGUGGCGAAUCCCAAUAAACCAAGACCAAUUUUUGAUAUUUUGAAUAGGAAUCGCGAGAAAUUGGUGAGGAUUUAGCGGAAUUUCGGGUGGAAAUGAAUUAUUUUUCAAAGUUUGAACAUUAAUAAGAUUUUUGCUUUCUAAAAUACAUGCAAAUCACCCCAGAAAAAGUAGUAGUAGCAUUUAAAUCUGAAUUUUUCUUUAAUUUUUAAAAAUUCAAAAUUUGUAACUUUAUGUGACGACAAAAAUUUCCAGGUCGAAUUCCUUUCAACUUUCCAUCAAGAUCGAACCGAAGACGAACAAUUCAAUGACGAAAAAGCAUACUUGAUCAAACAAAUUCAAGAACUCAAAGUAUAA